UGCGAACAUUCGUGAAGCAAUAGUACAUUGCAGUGAAGUGUUUGUUACUCUCGGGUGUAUAAGACAAGGAUGCUUCCUAUUAUUGCGGCUUUGGCCGUCCUUGGCGGCCAGGGCGCUCGCGGUUUGCUGAAUAGGCCGGCUCACGAGAAGGUGGUCUCUUGUUAUGUGACUUCGUGGGCUGCCUAUAGACCUGGAAAAGGUCAAUUCGGAUUCGAUGAGCUGCGACCUGAACAUUGCACACAUUUAAUUUAUGCUUUCGCUGGUCUUAAUGCCACGACUUCGACCAUCGUCAGUCUCGACCCAUGGGCCGACUUCGAGGAGAACUAUGGGAAAGGAACUUACCGGAAAAUGACUGGACUUCGUCGGCAGUUUCCGGGGUUGAAAGUUACCCUCGCCAUUGGUGGGUGGAACGAAGGAAGUGCAAAUUAUUCUGCUUUGGCCGCCUCGCCUGAAAGGAGAAAUACAUUUGUUAACAGCGUCGUGGAAUUUUUAAAGAUGUACGACUUCGAUGGUUUGGAUUUAGACUGGGAAUUCCCUGCGAAACGUGGCGGUGCCCCCCAUGAUAAAGAAAAUUUCGUUCACUUGAUAAGGGAAUUGCACCACGCUUUCGAAGGAAGAGGUUUGAUCUUGACUGCAGCGAUUGGUGCUGAUAAAUCCACCAUCGAUAUGUCUUAUGAUAUUCCGGAAAUGUCUAAAUAUUUGGAUUUCAUCCACGUAAUGGCGUAUGAUUAUCAUGGUUCAUGGGACAAGCGAGUUUUACCAAAUGCACCAUUGCAUAGUAAAGAUGACCUCAGUGUGGAAGAGAGCAUAACCUACCUCUUAAAAAAAGGAGCUCCACCGAGUAAGCUCGUCGUGGGCCUGCCAAUGUAUGGAAGGACUUUCGUCUUGGUAUCUCCAUUAUCAUCCGGAGAAAGUCCAAUCGGGGCUCCCAGUCUUGAGAAAGGUUUCCCGGGACCAUUCACUCGUGAGAAUGGAUUCAUGGGAUACAAUGAAGUUUGUCGAGAACUUUCAAAUCGCACUAAAGAAUGGAUUAAUAGUUGGGACGACGAAUCGCAGACUGCGUAUGCAGUUAACGGAGACAAAGUCGUCGUUUAUGACAACCCGAAGAGCAUACGUGCAAAAAUCGACUUCGUUGCGAAACUCCAGCUGGCCGGCGUGAUGGUGUGGAGCAUCGACACUGAUGACUUCCGGGGCGAAUGUUCGACUCUUCAUGACUUCCUGACUCCUUUGAAAGGAUUUACUUAUCCUCUUAUGAGGGCCAUCAAUCAGGCCUUGGAGGCGCCGGCAGAGAAAUUCGAGGAUAACGUUGUAGACGUUAAAAAGUCCUCCGCAGGGUCGCUCUUUGCUCUUAAUUCCGUCCUCGUUAUGUCGUUGUACGCCGGUUUACUAUAAAACAGAAUGGG
Orussus abietinus is the source of this 1403-nucleotide messenger RNA. Its product is annotated as probable chitinase 2. The record is from RefSeq and is a predicted model, not a curated record. Gene Ontology annotation, cellular component: extracellular region. Gene Ontology annotation, molecular function: chitinase activity; chitin binding. Lineage: Eukaryota; Metazoa; Arthropoda; Insecta; Hymenoptera; Orussidae. The transcript is spliced from 8 exons. Gene Ontology annotation, biological process: chitin catabolic process; carbohydrate metabolic process. The coding region runs from base 70 to 1392 and encodes 440 amino acids.